AUGGAAUAUUUACACCCAGCUUCAACUCCAGCGAGCAAAAGUGAAUUGAACUUAUUCACUAUUCCUCCUACACAAGUUGCGAUAGAAUCAACAUAUGAGACUGACUAUAGACCUUCUCAAAAUCUAGAUAAUGGAAAAACAUUCGAAAUAAACAUUCCUGCAUCUGAAGAUUUUACUGAUCUCAGUGCUACAAUGGUCCACAUGAAAGUGUACAUUACUAACAAAGAUGCGAUAUUGAAACCUACAGAGAAAAUUACACUUGUAGAAAAUUUUGCCAAUGCAAUUUUCGAGCAGAUUGACUUAUAUCUUGGUUCUACGAAUACUUCUCUUGCUAAUAACAUGUAUCAUUACCAAGCUUUCCUAGAAGAUUUAUUAUUCAGACAUCCUACAGAAGCUGAAGCAGGUUCGUCGAUUGAUCAGCAAAUUGUGCAGGGCCAUAAAGUUUUUGAGUUAUACUUCAAACUUCAUUUACCAAUGUGUUCACAAGAUAAAUUGCUUCUAAAUGGUAUUCCACUUUCAUUCCGUUUCACAAGAAGUUCAGGUUCUUUCCCAAUAAUCAAAGAGACACUUGUCGAAACUGAGGAAUAUUCGUUUAAAAUACAAAAGUUUUCGCUUCAUAUAAAAAGAAUGAAACUUUAUCCUGAUACACAAACAUCUAUUAUCAAAACUUUAGAACAAUAUCCUGCUAAAUAUUUCAUCACCAGAUCAGAUACAAGAAAUUUCUUUAUAGCAAAAGGGUUAUCUUCUAUCUCUGUUGAAAAUAUUUUUUCUGGAGCAUUACCCCGUAAAUGUAUAAUUGGUUUUGUUUAUGAAAGAGCAAUUAGUGGAUACAUCGAUUCGCAUCCUUUUAAAUUACAGCAUUUCAAUGUUGCUCAUAUAAGUUUGAACAUCGAUGGGGUUAUGUUCCCCAGUAUACCGUAUACACCUGAAUUCGCAAAUGGAAAUGCAAUGCGUGAAUUUGUAGAAUUGUACCGAACACUGGGACAGGACGAAGGAAUUGCUCAAUUAAAUUUACAGUAUGAAAAAUAUAAAGAUAACAAAGUCCUUUAUGCAUUUGAUAUCGGAGGAGAAUUGGGAGCUGAAAUAGGAGUUUUAUCUCUAGUUAAACGAGGAAAAGCGAGAUUAGAAGUUCGGUUCAGUCAAGCCUUAGCAUCCACAAUUAAAGCAAUUGUAUUUGCACAAUAUGAUAAUUUAAUCACAAUUGAUAAAGACCGACAAGUAACAAUUGAUUACUAA
This is a messenger RNA of Tetranychus urticae (two-spotted spider mite), 1236 nucleotides long. RefSeq lists its product as uncharacterized. The record is from RefSeq and is a predicted model, not a curated record. Lineage: Eukaryota; Metazoa; Arthropoda; Arachnida; Trombidiformes; Tetranychidae.